Molecule: messenger RNA, 3105 nt
Organism: Silurus meridionalis
Lineage: Eukaryota; Metazoa; Chordata; Actinopteri; Siluriformes; Siluridae
Gene: add2
Product: adducin 2 (beta)
Exons: 15
Coding region: 393-2411 (672 amino acids)
Biological process (GO): barbed-end actin filament capping
Cellular component (GO): postsynaptic density; plasma membrane; cytoskeleton
Molecular function (GO): actin filament binding
Source: RefSeq, a predicted model, not a curated record
GAUUGGUGUGUAAUGAGAGGCGCGGCAGUGGGCUGGUCUACAGAGGGUCUACAGAGGGUCUACAGAGAGAUGAUCUGUCUCUCCUCAAUGACCAAAACGUUUAGUCGUGAACCUUUAGCAGGAAGAACCUCGGUUCUCAUCGAAAGGAGAAGAGGAACGAGGGAUAAGCUUCAUCUUCCUGUGCUGUGUGUUGUGUAGUUGUGAUCUCGGCUGCAGGUGUGGCAGGAACACACACACACACACACACACACACAAAGGCCGCGCCGGAGAGGAUGCUGUAAGCUGUGUGCUCCAGCCCUGCUCUGCAUCCCUCCAUCUCUCUUCUUCUCUCUACCUCUCCAUCUCUCUCUCUUUCUCUUUCUCUCUUUCUUUGUGUCUGUGUGUGAAAGAAGAUGAGCACGUCUCCGACUCCUAAAGGGACGCCGGUGCAGCACAGUCCGGUGGACGGCGAGUGUGUGGUGAUGGACGCGAUUCAGUCGCCGCCACAGCAAGUCACUCCGACCAGUGGAUCCAAGAACCGCAUCUCCAGCCUUCUGCAGAGCCCUUCAUUCCGUGAAGAGUUGGACAUGCUGAUUCAGGAGCAGAUGAAUAAAGGCGGGAGCUCGUCAAGUCUGUGGGCUCUCAGGCAGAUCGCUGAUUUUAUGGCCUCUCAUGGCUCUCCUGCUGCACUGCCCUUCUCUAUGACCAUGGUGACCCCCAUUAAUGAUUUGCAUGGGUGGGAUACAGUUGCCAUGGUGAAGGGGGAGCGGCUGAUGCGCUGUAAGUUGGCGAGUGUUUACCGCCUGUUUGAUCUGUAUGGCUGGACUCAACUCACAACGGCCCGACUCACGAUGCGUAUCAGUAAAGAGCAGGAGCACUUCCUGGUUCUACCUGAAGGCCUGACCUAUGGUGAGGUCACUGCCUCGAACCUGGUAAAGGUGAAUAUUCUGGGCGAUGUGAUCGAGCAGGGCAGCACUACACUGGGUGUGGAUGUUUCCGCCUUCAGCUUGCACUCGGCCAUUUACUCCGCCCGACCCGACGUCCGCUGCCUUCUACACCUCCACACCCCCGCUACAGCUGCUGUAUCAGCCAUGAAGUGCGGCCUCCUUCCGCUGUCCCAUGAUGCUUUGCUGGUGGGCGAGGUGGCAUAUUAUGACUAUAAUGGCGUGAUGGAGGAGGAAGAAGACAGAGUGGACCUGCAGAAGAGUCUCGGGCCCACAUGCAGGGUUCUUGUGCUGAGGAACCACGGGUUUGUGGCUCUGGCAGAAUCGGUGGAGGAGGCCUUCUACACCAUCUACCACAUCCAGACAGCUUGUCAGAUACAGGUUUCAGCCUUGUGCUGUGCUGGAGGAGACGAGAACCUCAUCAUGCUGGACCGAAAUGCGCACAGACCGAACACAACCGGCACCGUGGGCUGGGCCGGGUCCACAUUCGGACCCAUGCACAAGAACCGUGUUGGAGAGCAUGAGUUUGAGGCGCUCAUGAGGACCCUUGAUAACCUGGGUUAUCGUACCGGAUACGCCUACCGCUUCCCCAUACUCCUGGAGCGCUCCAGGACACGCAGAGAGGUGGAAGUCCCCGCCACCGUCACCUCCUUUAGCUUCGACGAGGAGGGAAAGCGAAUGCCGACUCGCCUUCAACCUCACUCCCAUAAACAGCAGCUGGAAAAAACAAGAUGGCUGAACACACCAAACACUUACCAGAAGGUCAACCAGGACCAGGCGAGCCCUGGCCAUCGCACCACGUGGCAGAGGACAGAUGAAGUAACCCUAAGCGGAGGCACGGCCAUCAAGAUUGAAAACCCCAACCAGUUUGUUCCUCUGUUCACCAACCCACAGGAGGUUUUGGAGACCAGAAAUAAGAUCCGUGAGCAGAACCGUCAGGACAUGAAGACAGCAGGACCGCAGUCUCAGUUAUUAGCCGGCGUGAUCACGGAGAACAGUCCACCGUCACCAGAGAAGGUGGAGCCCCCAAAGACCCCCGAGCCGGAACCACCGAACCCGUUCAACGAGCUGACGGAUCAGGCGCUGGAGGAAUACCGCAAAGAAGUCCAGCUCAAGCAGCUGGCCGGAGAUGGUGAGGAGGAGGUGAUGAAUGAUACGGGGACUCCUCCUGCUUCCUCUCCCACAAAAGUCCCCUCCCCCACCAAACCACCUGCUUCAGAGAUGGAUGGGAAAACCAUGGACACGGUCCCGAAUGGGAAGGAGGUGGACGAGAAGCAGCAGGAAGAAUUGGAGAAAGGAUUAAAGGCCCUUUCCACCAGUGACACGUCAGAAAGCGCAGUGAUCCCACCCACUGUCCCGCCCACCAAGCCUGCGGGCACCACCCCCGAGGGCUCGCCCUCCAAGUCCCCGUUCAAGAAGAAGAAAAAGUUUAAAGCGCCGUCAUUCCUGAAGAAGAGCAAGAAGCAGAAGGAGAAGGCCGAGACUUGAGCUCACCACAUGCGCACACACACACACACACACACACACACACACACACACACACACACCACACACUCAUUUCAGUAUCACAAGCACUUGAUUAACACUCAGUAUGUACCAAUCUGUUUGUCCAUAAAUCAUUUAUUUGAUAACGAGCUAAUUUUCAUCACAAUCUGACUAACCCCUCCCCCAGACUAAACCCCGCCCCCAAGCACUCCUUGCCCUUUCCCAGGUAAAUGAAGUUCCAGAAAUGAGCUCUUUACACGCUUUUUAAACCCAUAUUACACUCUAUUACACCCGGCACGAGCAUAUUAGAAGAGAACGUGGCAUGUUGGCACUUUGUUCGAAUUUCAGUCAUAUUGCACAUAUUAUAUAAUUCUAUAACUCCGACCUUUAUGUGGUUAUGAAUAAAAUAUAAAAUAAUGAAUAAAAGAAAGAAAAUGAUAAAAACAACAAAUGAACAUGACUUGUAUACGCAAUGAAAAAAAAAGCUUCCAACUUUAAAAACAGCACUCAGACAUUCCACUUUCUCACUUAUAUAUAUAAAUGAUGAUUUUGUUUUGCGGUUUUCAUUAUUUAUACGAACUCUUAUUCACUUAUUUAAUUGCUUUUGUGUGUACAUGUGCUGGUUUUAAUCCAUGUCAUGUUAGAAUGUAAAGCCUAAAUGCCAGGUUGUACUUCUCAUUAAACAUAAUAGGAAAGA